Angiostrongylus costaricensis is the source of this 3225-nucleotide messenger RNA. Lineage: Eukaryota; Metazoa; Nematoda; Chromadorea; Rhabditida; Metastrongylidae. The record is from the annotation of a GenBank genome assembly.
AUUCCUCAUAUGAGGGAAAUCCUAAUCUUGCAUCUGAAGGUACGUGGUACUGGACUGGAAGCUCAUGAACUACUCUCACUAGCCGCGGCAGCUGCUGAUGUUUUACCUCCGUGUCCUAGAGGAACUGUGUUUGAUACCGAGAACGUAUUUAUUUGCAGCAAAGGAAAUAUUCACACUAUAUCUCAGUCGAAGGCUGAUCCAUGCUUCAUACCACCAGAGUGGUCCAACAAUGAAGAUGACCCAUGUGCAGCUGCCGUCUAUUGCAUGGGAGCUGUUCUAAGAGCCACUGGUGCUGAACAAGCAGCUGACGUCGAUCUGUUUUCUCUUGUCAACAUUCUCACUGUGGCCAUAGUUGGUACCAGACCCACCGCUCAUCGAAUGGGUCUCAUGGCAAAAAAUCAGCUUCGUGGUCGCGAUGUGAAAACGUGUCUAAUCACGAUUUAUGAGGAAAUCAUGGGUGAUGAAGAGAGCAACCAGGCGAUAACUCCAGCUGUCAUACACCAUGGCUCUAUGGGAUAUAUCGGCAGUCCUACAGGAAAUAGCACUCAUUUGGACGAGACGUAUAUCGAAGAACACUCAGUAGAUCUCGACGGCUCGUUUGAAAAGUUUGUUUUGAACGAAUGUUAUUGUAUUGUAUUUAUUGUAUUUAAAGAUUCGCCUCGAUUCGAACGUCGCAAUUCAUUAAUGCCAGCUCGAGUCAGUGGUCGACAAUCAUCUCGAAGCAUGCGUGGAAAAAGAAAGACCAGAGCAGUUCCAGAAUUCUAUGAUCACUCACGGCAUCCUAGCAUACGCCUCAAAGCUCCAAGUGCUAAAAAGAAGAAGAUGACUCUUCUUCGCGUGGAAGAGGCAGAUGUGCAAGUGGAACUACUUAAUGGUCAACGAAUAGAGGUGUCUUGCCGAACGGAUUCCGUCGCCCGUGACAUUUUCUCGCUAGUAGUUCAACACAUGAACAUAAAUGAGCAUGUGUUUUUCGGCUUGAGUAUCAUGAAAGACACGGAAUAUUUCUUCAUUGACGACCAUCAACGCCUCGAGAAAUUCGCACCACCAGGUUGGAAAAGUGCACACAAAACAGGGAUUCGGACAGAUUUCGUUCUAUAUCUCCGAUUUCGGUUUUAUCCUCAAAUACUCGACUUUAUAAAAACAGACGUAACCAUGCACGAGCUAUACUUACAAGUACGUCACGAUAUCAUUGAGGAGAGAAUACAACCACGUCGCGAUGCUGCCUAUGAAUUAGCAGCUUUGGCGCUGCAAGCCGAGUUCGGUAAUCGACCACCGCCAGUAAUUCACGACUACUUCGACAACCAACAUUACUUGCCUCGGGUAUAUUUCAGCUUCAUUCAAACCAUUAAUUUACAAUCGGUGCUUGCCGAGAUGCAUGGGCAUUAUGUUGGUACAAAACCAACGGAUGCUGAACACAUGUUUAUACAGAUUUGUCAACGACAUCGUGAUUUUGGUGCUCACCUUCAUCGAGUGUUUCGGAACAAACCAACGGGUUCUCAGGGAUCUGCACCAUUCGACCCGGAUACUGGUGCUGCACUUUGGAUUGCGAUUAUGCCACGGGGAAUUAGUGUAUAUGAAGAACAGUGGGGUAACAUUUUUGUGAUUUCCGUUAUGUUUCAGGGUUCUGCGAGGGAACUAUUAGCUGAACAUCUGUGGCAAGACACUCAAACACUUCAGUUUGACAGGAAGAAGUUUGUCAUCAUUGCUAUUGAAGGAAGUCAGCAAACGGAGUCAAUUUUCUACACUGAUCACCAUACGAAAAGUGCAUACUUCGUGAAAUUCUCAGCGUCUCAGCAUCGUUUCAUGAUGCGAAUGCGUCAGUGGAAAUCGACGUUAAGUCAUGAAAGCACGAUUCAGGCAAUGCCUGACGUUUGUGUGGAGGGCCGUGAACCACGUCCAGUCCAAACACAUAGUAGGUUACGAUUUCUACUUGUACUACUAAGUACUUUUCUUGUUCGGUUACCAUUGUAUGGAUUUAUAGAUUCUACGAUCGAACGAUUCGAGUCAGUAAAUCACCAUGAUUUCACUGACGGAGAGCUUCCAGGAAUGCGAUUCGAAGUUAGCCUUGUGAAGGAUCCAUCAAGUGGUCUUGGCCUCACGUUGGUCGAUGGGAACCUUAAUGGCGUCAAAGGUGUGUAUGUGAAAUCAGUUGUGGAAAAUGGUGCUGGUAUGAGAGCGGGUCUGUCUGUUGGUGAUCGUCUUCUUGGUGUCGAUGGAGUUUCUUUGGAGGGAGGUGAUCGACACCGGGCUGUAGAACUCGUACGAAAAUCUGGAGAAUCGGUGCGUAUGGAGAUUGCCCGGCUUGUUGGCGUUGUGCGACAUGAAAAAAGUGAUUUUUUAACCUGCUUUAUAAUGUGUGGUUAUUUGUUUAAGAUCUCUCCAGGUUUGUCACGUACGCCUCCGCCACCACGACGAGCAGCCAACCGCCGACAGCGCGCUAUCUCUGAUUUUGGUGCUAUAGGCGACACUUUACCAGCACUGGAUAGUGAUAACGUUAUUAACAUCAAGGCUCUAUAUGGAUUGCACUUAGCCGAUUCUGACGAAGAGCAAGGCGAGUACCGUCUUCCGACAACGUCAAUGUACUCUUUUGAACAUCACUACGAUGAUGAUAUUUUAUCUCCUGAAUUGUCACAACCGGCUGUACCAUCGACAGACGGAAGGCGGAAAUAUCGUUAUGCCAGGUCGGAAUGUGUUACCGUCAUUCUUGUGGAUGUAGAACUGGAACGUAACUCUGUUGGUUCAUUGGGAGUACAAAUCGCAUCUAUCGGUGGUCGAGUGUGUAUUAAACAACUGAACGCAGAGCCAGCUGCAAGCCAUCCAGACCUUCACGUUGGUGACGCGCUUAUACAUGUGAACGGCGAGUCAGUAGCUAACAAGUCCCACCAAGAGGUGGUUGCAAUGCUACGCAAUGGUGGUGACGUAGUUACUUUGGGACUUCGAAGAGAAACAGAGAAAAAAGACAACAUCAUCACAGCUGUUCUUGAAAAGAGGCCUGAAGGAUCGUUAGGACUGUCACUGGCUAAAAGGACCGGCUCCGAGGGUAUUUUCAUAAGAAUGAUAGCGGCGAAUUCAGCAGCUGCCAUGGAAGGAAGCUUACGCGUUGGUGAUCGAGUGCUUUCACUCGAUGGUGAAAAUGUGACGAAUAUGACACCAACAGCGAUUCUGGAGCGACUGAGGUCCAUUAAGGGAGCUGUACAUGUCACUGUAUCAAGAGAUACACAAUGA